Sporisorium graminicola is the source of this 1146-nucleotide messenger RNA. RefSeq lists its product as uncharacterized. The transcript has a single exon. The record is from RefSeq and is a predicted model, not a curated record. Lineage: Eukaryota; Fungi; Basidiomycota; Ustilaginomycetes; Ustilaginales; Ustilaginaceae. Bases 1 to 1146 code for a protein of 381 amino acids. Gene Ontology annotation, molecular function: oxidoreductase activity.
AUGCACGUAACGACGAUCUCGACUGUGAUACUGUACUGGCUACAGCUAUGCUCUGCUGCCAAAGCGACGUCGUUCUGGUCGUCGAUCCAUGCGAUUGAAGCACGAGACCCUGCGGUGCACGAUCAACGCCACCAGUACCACUCGUCGUCGCAAUCCUCUUCUCACGUGUACACGCAGGCUCUUGGACACGACGUCGCCACGCCUGUGGGUCACACGUCGUCCGUGCGAUGCACACACCCGGUGGCGCGCGUUUCGUUCUACACGCUGACUCGUGCCGAGCAAGCGGCGUGGAUGGAGCACUUCCAGCUGCUGCACACGCGCGGCAAGUCGAUCUUCAUCAAGGGCGGGAGCUACAUGGACGACCUGGUGAUGGUGCACAUCGGCCUGCAGGAAGAGAUGCACUACAAUGCCUGUUUCCUCGUCUGCCACACGGCGUUCCUGCGUGCGUUCUACAGCCUGAUGCGCAUCACCGGCUACCGCGGCCGCGAGGCGUACUGGGACAUCGAACACGACUGGCCACACGGCAUGCACCACUCACGCCUCUGGCAGACGCUUGGCUCCUCGUCCGCCCACGGUGGCGCCAUCCCCUCCGGCCCCUUCCGCAACCUCCAAUGCGGCGUCCUACCCAACACGCGAAAACCCGGCUACUCGCUCGUCAAGCCCCACUUUGUCACGCGCCACUUUAACGCCAACUGGACUCACACCCCGCUCGUCAAAGGCGACAUGUACUCGCACCACUACAACGCGUCUCUGUACACCCGCAUACUCACCGCGCGCACCUACACCAGCCUGCGCACCCUGCUCGAAUCCUCGCUGCACGCCUGGACCCACCAGAGCAUCGGCGGCGAAAUGUGGCUCUACUCGAGCCCCUGCGAACCCGCCUUCUGGUUGCUCCACGCCGAAGUCGACCGCUGCUGGCGCAGCUGGCAGCACAACCACCACGCCUGGUUCCACUACGACGGACACAGAAGGCUCCAGGACGCGCAUGGAAAGACGGCGAUCAGAGCAGCCAGUCUCAACGACAGCAUCGACUUCUACGGCCUCUUCGAAAAGGUCAAGGUGCGCGACGUCAUGCAUCCUAGGAGGGGAAUCAUGUGUUUCAGAUACGAUCGCCUGUUGGGUGGGCAACUAGACACCGGCGCCUAA